AUGCUGAGGUUUCUGUUUCUGCUCUUUGGGCUCAUCGGGCUCCAGACAGACAAUUCUGAACUACUACUACCUGUGCAAAUUAUAAUUCCAGAGAAAAAACGGUCAACAUCAAGAGAUGGAGUUGAAACAAAUGUGUCUUACAACAUUGUAAUUGAUGGGAAAACAUACACUGUGAACCUGAUGCAAAAAGCUUUCUUGCCUCCUAGUUUUAGAGUUUAUGGUUAUAAUGGCACAGGAUAUAUGAAGCCCUUUGAACAACAGAUUCAGAAUUUUUGCUACUACCAAGGGUAUAUUGAAGGGUAUCCAAAUUCUAUGGUGAUCCUUAGCACAUGUACUGGACUCAGGGGCUUGCUACAGUUUGAAAAUAUAAGUUAUGGAAUUGAGCCCUUGGAACCUUCAGUUGGUUUUGAACAUGUGAUUUACCAAGUAAAUAAUAAGAAUACAGGUGCUUCUUUAUAUACUGAGGAGGAUAUUGAUCCAAGGGACUUGCCCUUUAAAAUACAAAGUGUACAGUCACCUACAGAUUUCUCUAGUUAUAUAGAAAUGCAUGUUGUAGUUGAAAAAAAUUUGUAUACUCAUAUGGGUUCUGAUACGGCUACUGUCACUCAAAAAAUUUUCCAAUUAAUUGGAUUGACUAAUGCUAUUUUUACUUCAUUUAAUAUUACAAUAAUUCUGUCUUCACUGGAGCUUUGGAUAGAUGAAAAUAAAAUGCCAGUAACAGGAGAUGUUAAUGAAUUAUUACACAAAUUUUUAAAAUGGAAAAGGUCUUAUCUUGUUUUGCGUCCACAUGAUAUGGCAUUUUUACUUGUUUACAGAGAAAAAUCAGAUUAUGUUGGUGCAACCUUUCAAGGAAAGAUGUGUGAUAGACAAUAUGGAGGAGGCAUUGCUGUGCACCCCAAAACCCUAAGUCUGGAAUCACUUGCAGUCAUUAUAGCUCAAUUAUUGAGCCUUAGUAUGGGAAUAGCUUAUGAUGACAUUGACAAAUGCCAGUGUUCAGGAGCUGUCUGCAUAAUGAACCCAGAAGCAAUUCAUUCCAGUGGUGUGAAGAUCUUUAGUAACUGCAGCAUGGAAGAUUUUGCACAUUUUAUUUCAAAGCCAAAAUCCCAAUGUCUUCGAAAUCAUCCAAAGUUAGAUCCAUCAUAUAAAGUUGGAGUUUGUGGUAAUAAAAAAGUGGAAGAUGGAGAAACAUGUGACUGUGGGACUGCAGAUGAGUGUAACCAAAUCCAAGACAAUUGCUGUGACUCUACCACAUGUGCACUAAAAGCCGGUUUAGCUUGUUUAACGGGAGCGUGCUGUACCAAGUGCCAAUUUUCGCCAAAAGGAACUGCAUGCAGGAGUUCCAUACAUGAAUGUGAUCUCACUGAAUAUUGCAAUGGAUCAUCUGGGGAAUGUCAAGAGGACUUUUAUGUUCAGGAUGGUCAUCCAUGUGAAGAGGAUAAAUGGCUCUGCAUACAGGGACAGUGUAAGAGUAUGGAAUCACAAUGUUCGGAAGCAUUUGGUGAAGGUAUUUCUUUAGGUGCAGCUCCUCCAGAGUGUUUUAAAUACCUUAAUUCUAUGACUGAUAGAUCUGGCAGCUGUGGUGCAGAUGCUUCAGGAUACAAGAAGUGUGAUCCUAAUGAUGUGAUGUGUGGAAAAUUAAUAUGUAAACAUGACGGUGAAAAUAUACUUGAAAGUAGCAGCGCCAUUAUUAUUUAUACUAAUGUAAAUGGAAAUAUCUGUGUCGCAUUGGAAUAUAAAUAUGAUCAUGCUGAGAGCAAUAAGAUGUGGGUAAAAGAUGGAACUGUUUGUGGUACAAAUAAGUUGUGCAGGCAACAGAAGUGUAUAGAUAAUGACUUGAAUUAUGACUGUACUCCACAAAAAUGCAACAAUCAAGGUGUAUGCAAUAAUAAAAAAAACUGCCACUGUAACCCCAAGUAUUUACCUCCAAAUUGCCAAAAUGUAGAAGAUUCAUUUCCUGGCGGGAGUGUUGACAGUGGCAAUUUUCAAGCUGUUGCAACAACAGCAGGCCACGCCCAAAGACUUUAUGUUGAGAAUGUUUAUCCUUCGAAACCUAUGAGAUGGCCAUUUUUCCUACUCAUUCCUUUUUGUGUUAUUCUCAGUAUAAUGAUAAUAACCCUGGUAAAAGUUUAUUUACAAAGAAAGAAAUGGAAAACUGAGGACUAUACAAGCGAUGAGGAACUUGAAAGUGAGAGUGAAUCCAAGAGUAGCCUGGAAAACAGAGACUCCAUAAUAUCAUAG
Myotis lucifugus (little brown bat) is the source of this 2238-nucleotide messenger RNA. Its product is annotated as disintegrin and metalloproteinase domain-containing protein 2. The coding region runs from base 1 to 2238 and encodes 745 amino acids. The transcript is spliced from 20 exons. Gene Ontology annotation, cellular component: plasma membrane. Gene Ontology annotation, biological process: cell adhesion; binding of sperm to zona pellucida; proteolysis. NCBI's taxonomy places the organism in Eukaryota, Metazoa, Chordata, Mammalia, Chiroptera, Vespertilionidae. Gene Ontology annotation, molecular function: metalloendopeptidase activity. The record is from RefSeq and is a predicted model, not a curated record.